AGUAAAUGGCGUUUCCGGAAACCGUACAAAAAACUGAAGUAUCAUCGAAUCCACCCAAUGGAAUGGAAAACAGUCUGACAUCUCAAAGGUCAAAUCAUGUUAGCUCGGUUCUGCUCUAUGGAAUACCAAUUGUGUCUUUGUACAUUGAGGGGCAGGAGCGACUCUGCCUUGCGCAAAUCUCAAAUACUCUUCUAAAGCAAUUUAGCUACAAUGAAAUACAUAAUAGACGUGUGGCGCUUGGCAUAACCUGCGUGCAAUGUACACCAGUACAAUUGGAGAUUCUGAGAAGAGCAGGUGCCAUGCCGGUAAGUUCUCGGCGAUGCGGAAUGAUAACUAGAAGAGAAGCUGAGCGUCUUUGUAAGAGUUUCUUGGGCGACAACUCACCACCUCGAUUGCCAGACGACUUUGCAUUUAAUGUUCAGCACAAGUGUGCAUGGGGCUGUCGUGGAUCAUUUUUACCAUCUCGAUAUAACUCUUCACGAGCCAAAUGCAUCAAAUGUGCAUUCUGUGGAAUGUUCUUCUCGCCGAAUAAAUUCAUUUUCCAUUCACAUCGCAUCACAACAAACGACAGGUAUGUUCAGCCCGAUGCUGCCAACUUUAACUCCUGGCGACGGCAUAUGACACUUUGUGGAAGCUCACACGAUGAAAAAAUUAUCUACGCAUGGGAAGAUGUCAAGGCAAUGUUUAAUGGUGGCACCAGAAAAAGACUCGUUAGUGGCAAUAGUAAUGUUAGUCGCAAUCGAAAUCAAAGCUCACCAACGUCAUCGUCAGCUUCUGCACUAGUCGGAGGAAGUUUGUGUGGCUCACUAACUGACUGCGAGUCAGUUGCUAAAGACACAGCAUGUAAGGAACAGUCCCCAUUAUCCAAGCGGGCCGUCGACCACCAAUACAAUUACAGUACCGUGACUGCAGCCGCCGCUGUGGUCGGAGUUACGGCUGUAGCAGCUGCUACGGUUGGAGUACCUUUUAAUUUACAUCACUCUUCGGUCCUUUCACCUAUUCACUCGCUUCGCAACGACCACGAUCUUUCGAUAAUGCCCCUUUCUAGAAAUUUUGUUGUGGACUAUAUGUGGCAGCAACAGGAUGCAAAUCAUCAGCAACAGCAUUCGAAAAUCUGUGGCACAGACCCGAGUGAAUCGGUCCUUGACUUCGAAUCAUGUCCAAUGCCAUGGGCUAGGCCAGAAACGAGCAUUCCUUCAACGACAGCCAGUGCCGUUCGCUUGGGGGAGCGAGAGCGUGUAAAAAACGAAGCGGCGUCUACUUCUAUAUGUGGCAUUAUCAAAAAUCGUAAGCUAUCUGAUGUCGCCAGCAGUGGUUUAACGUUUUCUGAUUAUAACAUUCCAUCUAUAUUAAGUUGCUCUGCAUUUAAACCAGUUGUUGCUUCAGCAGCAAUUGUAUCCACAUCAUUAUACACUAGGUCUAGCGACUCGAAUAGAAACGUUUACAUUACCCCAACUCAAACGGCCCGAACAACAACUGUUCUAACGCAUAACAGUAUUACAACUGCCUCGCAUCGCUUACCAACAGGGGAAGGGUUUUCACCAAUAUUAGACACUAUUCAAUCCAGUAUCGAAAGUGAGCGAAUCAAUUUUUCGACUUCAGUAUCGACUCACAACAAGAACAGUUCGAAUAAAUCAAUAUCAUCAGAGUCUGCUUACGGAAUAGGAAAAAACGUAUAUGAUGACGACGACGAUGACGAGGUUGUGGAUAUCGAAACAACGGAAGACGAAGUUGUUAAUCAGCCCACCAAACAGUGUGCACAUUCACCAGUUGAUGUAUCAUCUGAAAGUGAAAGUUCAACUCAUUCUCAGCCUGCGAGUACAAAUAUUGAUGCAGAUGCUGAUGCUGAUGUGGAUGUGGAUGGUAUUACAACGGAUGCCGAAGAUCAACUUGAGUUUAAAUCUAAUGUUUGCUUGCUCGACAACACAAACCGCUCUAAAUCAAACCAAAUUGGAAAAAUAAAAGUGGGUGUCACUUCCAUGAAUGCAGAACCAGAAAUGUGCAAGGACGACUAUAAAUAUAAUGAGGAGACGAAAGGAUUCAAUGGUCAUUUAAGAAUUUUUACUCGAGGGAAGAGCUUUAAGCAACAGCCUGAUCGAAGUGUUUCAAAAAAGACAACCACUACAUUUUCGAAAAAGAAAUUUUACUCGAAGUCACUGGCUAUUAAAUCUGCUCAACCACAAGUACAGCACAGAGUUUCCUUCCCAGUAUUCUUUAAGUCGCAAGUAAACCCUUUCAAUGAGCAUCAUCCACUACCAACAACGUUAAGCCCCAACUCCCUUUCGGACUCAUCAAAUUGGAGCUAUCCAAUUGGUAACAUUCGGCAACUAUAUUGUUAUGAAAGAAGCGCAACAGCCAAUGAAAAUUGUAUUGAUUUUAAGUAAGCGCAACAAAAUAAA
This is a messenger RNA of Drosophila guanche, 2399 nucleotides long. RefSeq lists its product as uncharacterized. Gene Ontology annotation, cellular component: nucleus; transcription regulator complex. The record is from RefSeq and is a predicted model, not a curated record. The transcript is spliced from 3 exons. Lineage: Eukaryota; Metazoa; Arthropoda; Insecta; Diptera; Drosophilidae. Gene Ontology annotation, biological process: negative regulation of transcription by RNA polymerase II; negative regulation of BMP signaling pathway. Gene Ontology annotation, molecular function: DNA-binding transcription factor activity, RNA polymerase II-specific; SMAD binding; RNA polymerase II cis-regulatory region sequence-specific DNA binding. Bases 6 to 2384 code for a protein of 792 amino acids.